ACUGUCACUCCCCUAACUGCCACUCAGAACUUCGCUUCUCAGUACCCACGCCUGUGCCGACCUGUCCUUCAAGUGACUGCUGGCUUAGCAGCCAACACAGCUCUCUGAGGACUGGGUGAAGGCCACAUUUUGCGAUUCAGGAAAAUGGACGUGGAGGUCAGUGAACCAAUAGACUUUAGCUCUGGAGAUCAUCAACAUCUGGUUCGGAAAGCUUCAGAUUCUUAUCCUGGGGGCAGGACUGCUCGGUCCUAUGGAACUGCACCUUCCACUGAGGGGCCACAGCAAGCUCAUGGAAAUCCACACUCAAAGGCUGGUAAGCGAGCAGAUACCUAUGUGGUGCAGAUUUCACCAGAGACUACGACAGACGACGUCAGCCCGGGCACAUUUUCAGAAACAGCUGUCCGCAGAGCUUUCAUCGUAAAAGUGUUCUUCCUCCUGUCCAUUCAGCUUCUGAUCACUGGGGCAAUCAUCAGCCUGUUUGUUUUCUGGGACGCUUUACGAUCUUGGGUGAUCAAGCAUCCCUGGUUCAAUUACUCACUCUUGCCAGCCUUUUUCGUUGUAUUUAUUAUACUUGCCUGCUGUGGGAAACUCCGCCGCCAGGUGCCUGCGAAUUACAUUCUCCUGGGAUUAUUUACAGUUCUUCAAGGUUUGCUGCUAGGAACCGUGUCAGUUUUCUAUAACGCCGAGGAAGUGUUAUGGGCAACAGGAGUGACUGCUCUGGUGACGCUAUCACUCAGUCUAUUUGCUCUUCAAACAAAAUGGGAUUUCACUUUGCUAAAUGGAACGCUGUUUGUCUUACUCUUCGUACUUAUCAUCUAUGGAAUUCUCUUAAUCUUCAUUCGAUCAUAUUGGUUGCAUUUAUUGUAUGCUGGACUUGGAACUGUGCUCUUCUCACUCUACUUGGUGAUGGAUGUGCAGCUGAUGGUGGGAGGGCGCCACCAUCAUUCUAACCUGGACCCUGAAGAGUAUGUUUUUGCUGCCCUGAACAUCUACAUGGACAUAAUCAACCUUUUCCUUUUUAUUUUGCAACUGAUUGGAAUGGGACGGUAGUCACAUGGGCAAGGCUGGCUCAGGCUGAAGAGAGGGAAGGAGGGACGGCUGUGAAGACUGCAGAAGUUACCACUCCAUAAGCCCCUCUAUUUUAUAAAAUAAUUUUAAAAAUACUUUUUUUCUUGUCAAAUGAAAGCAAGCAUUUGGUAGACGGUAGCUAUAGCUGUUAUAUAUAUAUAUAUUUAGUUCCACUGUUAUGUUAUAAAACUUUCUGGUGAACAUUUUCUGAUUUUUAUAAGUUUAAAAGAUGAAUACAUAACUACAUACUUACAAACAUUUGUAAGAUGCUCAUUACUUUGUUGACGUUUUCCAGGUACUACUUAAAACUGUAAACAGUGUCCCUAUCUACAUGAAUAAAACUGAUUACAGAAACCUGUAUUUACUACA
Odocoileus virginianus texanus is the source of this 1437-nucleotide messenger RNA. RefSeq names its product protein lifeguard 2 (gene TMBIM7). Lineage: Eukaryota; Metazoa; Chordata; Mammalia; Artiodactyla; Cervidae. The record is from RefSeq and is a predicted model, not a curated record.